AAAUUUGGAGUCAACAAAAUUCCUUAGGAAAAAGAGAGAGAAAUUUGCUUUUAGGAACUCUCUUGGUGGGCCACUUCAGGCCCUAAACACUUCGUUAGCGGAGCUUUACUUUUUUGUCAUUUCGAGUACUGCUCGUCCAAGGCCCACCACCAUCCCUUCAUUUCCCUCCAAUCCCAUUCAGUUAACUCGUCUCCAGAGCUUUCGUGCUCGCACCAGAAAAACCCUAACUCCUACUGAAAAUUACCCGCUUGCGAUUCAACUCCGUCCAACCAGGUGAGUCGCCCUUCACUCCCAAUCCUGCAAGAACCUUUUGCUCAAACUUCUUGUGUAUUUUACACACGCUGUCCACUCAAAUUCUGACUUCAAAAUCGGAAAUUAAGCCACAAAUUUAGAUUUAGUUUAAUUUCUGCUGUCACUCUGAGUGAUGGAAACUGUGAGUUUCUUGGGCUAAAUUACAGAUUGAAGUUAGAAAUAACAUGGGUUUUGUGGGAAGUGAUUGAUUUAUGUGAAUUUGAUGUUCAAUUUGUGUGUAAAGAUGAUCAAAGUCUCAAUGAUUGAUACGAGAAUCCAUAAAAGUAUUGAUAAUGGAUUGCGACGUAAUUGUUUGAGAUGAUAUACCCGUUUGAUACUUUGCUUAAGAUGAUAUACUGGUCGCGUUCAAGAAAUGCGGGAUUGUGUUCUUGAUUUGUUUCUGAGCUGACUUAUUGAUUUGGGUUAAGAAGCUGUCACUGAGAGAACGCGGUAUAGGGUAAUGGAGACACCAGGUGCAGCUGGUUCUGUUACUAAGCGGUCUCUAAGGAAGAAAGCGGGUUUGCGAAAUUAUGAUGAGAAUUUGAUGGAUGAUUUCAUAGAGAAGCAUUUGGGUGGUACUUUGAAGAAAAGGAAUAGAACCAAGGAGGAUUUGGAGAAAGAGACCGAAAUUGAGGCCAUGAUAGCAUUGUCCCUUGGAUUCCCCAUUGAUGAGCUGCUUGAGGAGGAAAAGAAAGCUGGGGUGGUCAGUGAGUUGGGCGGGAAGCAGCAGAAUGAUUAUAUUGUUGUGAGGAAUCAUAUUUUAGCAAGGUGGAGGGGUAAUGUGCAAGUGUGGCUUUCAAAAGGACAGAUUAAAGAAACUGUGAGUGGUGAUUAUGAGCAUUUGAUAUCUUCAGCUUACGACUUUCUUUUAUAUAAUGGAUACAUUAAUUUUGGGGUUGCACCAUCAUUUGUGGCUAGUAUGCCAGAGGAGGCAACCGAAGCGUCUGUCAUUAUUGUUGGUGCGGGACUUGCUGGGCUAGCGGCUGCAAGGCAGCUUCUGUCAUUGGGUUUCAAGGUGGCUGUUUUAGAAGGUAGGAAUCGACCUGGUGGAAGAGUUUACACCCAAAAGAUGGGGCAGGAUGACAAAUUUUCUGCAGUGGAUCUUGGCGGCAGUGUCAUUACUGGCAUCCAUGCUAAUCCUCUUGGAGUUCUGGCCAGGCAACUUUCCAUUCCGCUUCAUAAGGUCAGAGAUAAGUGUCCUCUGUACAAGCCCGAUGGGACACCUGUUGAUAAGGACAUUGAUUCUAAGAUUGAAGUCAUCUUUAAUAAGUUGCUUGACAAAGUCAUGGAACUCAGACAAACUAUGGGUGGGUUUGGAAAUGAUGUAUCUUUGGGUUCAGUUUUGGAGACACUGAGGCAGUUGUAUGGUGUUGCUAGAAGUACUGAGGAGAGGCAACUUCUUGAUUGGCAUUUGGCAAAUUUGGAAUAUGCAAAUGCUGGAUGUCUAUCGAAUCUCUCAGCUAAUUAUUGGGAUCAGGAUGAUCCUUAUGAGAUGGGUGGGGACCACUGCUUUCUUGCUGGAGGUAAUUGGAGAUUGAUAAAAGCAUUGUGUGAAGGGGUUCCCAUAUUCUAUGGAAAGACUGUCAAUACUAUUAUUUAUGGAGAUGAAGGGGUUGAAGUUAUUGCCGGGGACCAAGUGUUUCGAGGGGAUAUGGUCCUAUGCACUGUUCCUCUUGGAGUUCUGAAAAAGGGGGCUAUCAGAUUUGAACCUCAGUUGCCCCCAAAAAAGAUUGCAGCAAUUGAAAGGUUGGGAUUUGGGCUGCUGAAUAAAGUAGCAAUGGUUUUUCCUCAUGUUUUCUGGGGAGAAGACCUGGAUACUUUUGGAUGUCUAAAUGAACACGGCCAUAAACGUGGAGAGUUCUUUCUGUUCUAUGGAUACCAUACUGUAUCUGGAGGUCCAGUUCUCAUUGCACUGGUGGCUGGAGAAGCUGCACAAACAUUUGAAAGCACAGAACCGUCCAUAUUGCUCCAUCGAGUUUUAAGCGUCCUCAGAGGUAUAUAUACUCCUAAGGGGAUUGAUGUGCCUCGGCCGAUACAAACCAUAUGUACAAGAUGGGGUGGUGAUCCCCUUUCCUAUGGUUCAUAUUCUCAUGUUAGAGUACAGUCCUCUGGCAAUGACUACGAUUUACUAGCAGAAAAUGUUGGAAACCGGCUGUUCUUUGCAGGUGAGGCUACAAAUAGGCAACAUCCUGCUACUAUGCAUGGGGCCUUUCUGAGUGGCCUGAGAGAGGCUUCGUGCAUGUAUCGCGCCACAAGACGUAACCAAAAUAAUCUGAGGAAAGUCAUGCAAAAGAAUGUUGGACCAAGCAAUGAUAUGCUGGAAGAUUUAUUCAAGAGGCCCGAUUUAGCAUUUGGGAAUUUUUCGUUUGUAUUUGAUCCUUCAACAGAAGACCCAAAAUCAGUAGGGCUUAUGAGAGUUAGUGUUGGGAGUAGUGAAGACAGUUAUAAACAAGAGUUACCAAACAACUUCCAACAUUCCUUAACCAUACCCUUGCAGCUUUAUGCAGUCAUAUCUCGUGAGCAAGCAUGUGGGUUAGAACUGGUGGCGGGAGGAGAUGAAAAUAGGUUAUCAUACUUGGUAAAAGAUUUUGGCUUGAAGCUGAUGGGACCUAGUGCCCUGGGAACUGUAGGUAACUCCUUGACAGUUAGCAUUGCCAAUGCUAGAAGAGGCAGGGGAAGGAAUCGCACGUCUGCUGGACGCCAGUAGGUUGCUUACAGUUCCAAGGACUAAACGUUGUUUUUAUUUUAAGUUGCACACCUUUUGUAUAUCAUCGAGCCAUGUAGGUAAUUCAUUAGCUUCAAGAGAAAUUGAUCCCUUGGAGUUGAACUGGGAAAGCCCAUUUUGCGUCUUUCUGUAGAACAUGUCUUAACUCAUCUUGACCCGGGGUAGCGGCUAACUAAAGAGUCAGCCAUUCAUGCGGCUGUGAAAUUUUUGAUUAGGUUGAAGACCUUGUACACGCAUCCCAUAUCAAUAUAGAGAGCAAAAUAUCCAUAGACGUUUGAAGUCAA
Messenger RNA from Prunus persica (peach), 3300 nucleotides. RefSeq names its product lysine-specific histone demethylase 1 homolog 2. Lineage: Eukaryota; Viridiplantae; Streptophyta; Magnoliopsida; Rosales; Rosaceae. The record is from RefSeq and is a predicted model, not a curated record. Bases 752 to 2998 code for a protein of 748 amino acids. Gene Ontology annotation, molecular function: oxidoreductase activity; protein binding. The transcript is spliced from 2 exons.